UGUAAUGGCCGUCAAACAUGGCGGCUGUGGAGUAAGACGCAUGUCUAAACUUUACACUGACAAUUAAUUUCCAGCCUCGCGUACUUUGUUUACGUGAAAGAAAGCCGUCGAACAAAAAAUGUCCCGCCACAGGAAUGUCCGAGGUUAUAACUACGACGAAGACUUUGAAGAUGAUGACAUGUAUGGACAGUCAGUGGAAGAUGACUAUUGCAUAUCUCCAGCCACUGCCGCACAGUUUAUCUACUCCCGUCAAGACUCGAGGCAAGCUCGGCAUGUAGAGACUGUGGAAGAGGCGGAGUAUGAAGAGGAAGAAGAGGAGAUGCCAACCUCUCCCACCAUGACAAGCACACUAGACUCACUACAACAAGGCCGGUUGUAUUCCUGUUUGGAUCAGAUGAGGACUGUACUGGGAGACUCAAUUCCAGACUCCACAUUGACUCAGGCAGCUCUGAAAUAUGACUGUGAUCCUCACCGAGCCCUUGAUUUCAUUCUGAGCGAGAACACCAAUACACAAGCCCCUCCUGCCAGAACCAACCCACAGCCGGAGCCUAACACCACAGCUGCACCACAGAAAGCUAAAGUACGGGAGGCUCCAGAGAGUCGUGUUGAAUCGGAGGUCGUCCCAAAGGUUGCCCGAAUGACUGUGUCGGGGAAAAAGCAGACAAUGGGCUUUGAUGUGCGAAGUGCAGAGGAAAAUGGCGUAGUAGCCCCUUCGGUUCGCAGAGGGCCGAGUCCAGAGGCCACCGCUGUACUGACCACAGAAACUCCAUCCAAACAGUCGACUCUGAGUGAAGAUUCUGCUGCCCCGACCCCAACUCGGCCAUCUGGAAAAAGCAAACAGCAGCUCAACAUCCGUGCCGAACUGGAGAAGAGACAAGGAGGAAAACCAUUGCUUAACCUGGUGGUCAUAGGCCAUGUAGAUGCUGGCAAGAGCACUCUCAUGGGUCAUCUGUUAUAUCUACUGGGGAACGUUAACAAGAGAACCAUGCACAAGUAUGAACAGGAGGCCAAAAAAGCUGGCAAGGCCUCAUUCGCCUAUGCAUGGGUACUGGAUGAGACAGGAGAGGAAAGGGACAGAGGAGUGACCAUGGAUGUGGGUAUGACCAAGUUUGAGACGGACUCAAAGGUUGUUACUCUGAUGGACGCACCAGGACACAAAGACUUCAUCCCGAACAUGAUCACAGGGGCAGCACAGGCAGAUGUGGCAGUGUUGGUGGUAGAUGCCAGCCGUGGGGAGUUUGAGGCCGGGUUCGAGGCAGGGGGGCAGACCCGCGAGCACGCUCUGCUGGUUCGAUCCCUCGGAGUCACUCAGCUUGCUGUUGCUGUCAACAAGAUGGACCAGGUGAACUGGCAGCAGGAGAGGUUCCAGGAAAUCAUCUCCAAGCUCGGCCACUUUCUGAAGCAGGCUGGUUUUAAGGAUUCUGAUGUGUUUUACGUCCCAACUAGCGGCCUAUCAGGAGAGAAUCUGACCACUAAGAGUAAAGUAGCAGACCUUACAGCCUGGUACACUGGACCAUGCCUGGUGGAACAAAUAGAUGCUUUUAAACCUCCCCAGCGGUCAGUGGAGAAGCCCUUCAGGCUCUGUGUGUCAGACGUCUUUAAAGAUCAGGGCUCUGGGUUCUGUGUGACUGGAAAGAUUGAAGCUGGCUACAUUCAGACAGGAGAUAAGGUGCUGGCCAUGCCGCCUAAUGAGACCUGCACUGUUAAAGGGAUCAGUCUUCAUGAUGAAGCGUUAGACUGGGCAGCGGCUGGUGAUCAUGUCAGUCUGACUGUAACAGGCAUGGACAUCAUCAAAAUAAAUGUUGGAUGUAUAUUCUGUGAUCCCAAAGAGCCCAUUAGAGCCUGCACGCGGUUCAGAGCAAGAAUCCUCCUCUUUAAUAUUGAACUUCCCAUCACUCAAGGCUUCCCCGUCCUGUUGCAUUAUCAGACUGUAAGUGAACCGGCCACCAUUAGGAAGUUAGUCAGUGUAUUACACAAGAGCAGUGGAGAAGUUCUCAAGAAGAAACCAAAGUGUUUAAGUAAAGGACAAAAUGCAGUGGUGGAGAUUCAGACACAGAGACCUGUGGCUAUGGAGCUUUAUAAGGACUAUAAAGAACUGGGGCGGUUCAUGCUGAGAUACGUGGGCUCUACCAUCGCUGCGGGAGUUGUCACAGAGAUCAAAGAGUAAGAACCUGUUGGAACUGGAUCCUCCAGAAUGUACUGACAGAAAUCAUCGGACUGAAGUGCAAUUUCUCCCUCAGAACGUACACAAACAUGAAGUGAAUACACACAGAUGCCCAGCAGGCAAGCUAACAGUGAAUCUAGCCUCAGCUCACGUUACAUUUCACAGGCCUUGGGGGGAGGAGGAGUGAAUGUUGAUGUUUAUUUUCUUAUAGUCAUUUUUGUCUUGUUUUCAGUACAAAUAAAAACAAAAGCAUUCUUAAAUCAAUAUGCAGUUGUUUGAGAAGCAAAUUAUUAAAGAUCUGAAAAGAUAUGAAAGAUCUGUCACAAUUUGGUUUGUUGAAAACAAGAAAAAAAAAAACGUCUGCCACUAGAAUCAGAAAAAUUCACAAGUGAUGUUUUUUUUCUGAUUGAUCCCACUUCAAUUUUUUUUUCUUGUUUUAACCUUAAAGUCAUUUUAUUUGGGUACAUUUUCAAGAAAAUAUUCCUCAAUAAAUAUAUCUGGAUUUAAGCAUGUUUAGAUGUUUGUAUUGGAAAACAAGACCGAAAUAAUUUUUUGAUGAGGGAGAGAACGCUCUUUGUCUUCCUCCUCAUCUUUGCAAUAACAACUAACCUAUAGUAAUUAAUCCCAAAAUUCUCAAUCACAUUCAAACCCUCCUACCAUCACAUAAACACACAAUGUUUACCUUUAAUUUACUUCAGGUUGCUUAGUUUUGUUGAUUUGCAUGAGAAGUGGAACUCAUUUUAAUUUAAUUAUUUGAUAUUUUAUUUGUUUUUUUUGUCACUGCAUCAUUUUUGGCUAUAAUACAGCAGCGCAUAAUAGCCAUUUAUUCUUGGUCCAAAUAAGAGGUUUUAAGGGUAAUUAGCAGAAAUGGAACAGGGCAUUGUGAAUGAAACCUGCCCUUCAGUUUGCUGCUACUGUGUUUUCCUGUCUAUUAAUGCAUCAGGGGUAAAACAGGAGGAUUGAGAACCAGGGGACAAUUGGAUAUGCAGUGUAUGCGGGAGAAACUCAUCUGGGUGUCUGUAAUCUAACAGUAAUCACUUUAAGGACCUGACGGACUCAUCAGUUUUGACUUGAUUAUUAAGGUGUUUUAACUUGGGUGUGUCGAAGCUGAAGAUGUCUGAUCCGGGGAACGCUACAUCAUCAAAAAAAUAACAAAUAAAUAUUGAUCACUGUGGAAAACAUCAUUCUGUGUGUUCUUGGGCCAAUAAACAAAUACCUAUUA
Molecule: messenger RNA, 3386 nt
Organism: Danio aesculapii
Lineage: Eukaryota; Metazoa; Chordata; Actinopteri; Cypriniformes; Danionidae
Gene: hbs1l
Product: HBS1-like translational GTPase
Exons: 18
Coding region: 119-2167 (682 amino acids)
Biological process (GO): translation
Molecular function (GO): GTP binding; GTPase activity
Source: RefSeq, a predicted model, not a curated record